CAACAUCAUUUUCACCGACAACAACACAGAUUAUUUCUUCACUUCCUCCAUCGACAACAACUAGAACACAGACUGCUUCAAUUCCAUCUUCAACAACAACACUGCCGCUCACGCCGGCACCAUCAACUGCAUCUUCAUAUGCCUCAACGGUUUUCAAUGAGAACCUCAUGUUGUUUGAAGAACAUUUGACAGACUUGGGGUCUGGAAACAACAUCGGUAUUGCCAGUAACAUCAACAUCAACAAUGCUAAAGCAAGCAUCCCUGACACAAGUGGUGCUAGCAACAUCUCCGACAGUUCUCACAUGAAAAAAGCAGAUAUUAUAACCAGCUCUCUGUUUGCUAAAAGUUCAAGUGGCAGUUCAAAAUCGGGGGAACCUUGGGUCUUAUGUGAUGAUGCUUCUUGGAAGUAUUAUCAGGAGGAGUCAUUAGCUUACAAAGCCCAGAACAAGAUGUUGAACCAGGAGAUAAUUGAGUUGAAUGAUUUGGUGUGCUCUCUUGAAACUAAACUGGAUGAGUCUCAGAUAUGUGUGACAAAGUUGGAGGCCUCUCUGAACCACAUGAAUAACAAGUUCUGGAAAUGUUACUUUGAUCUCAAUGAACUUUGUACAAAUGAGGUCGCCAUAGUUACCAGUGAUAAAUUGAAGCAGAUUUUCGAAGAUUCACUGCAGGCUGAUGAUUCGGAUAGCAUGUUUGAUAGGAUGAGGUCUAAACAGGGACCAGUCUAUGAUCAAUAUGGAUUUGAGAAAACGUUGAAGAGGGAAGCAACAUUUACUCAGGCAAAUGAUGGAUCAGAAAAUAAUGAACAACAAUCUGCGAUGAAAAGUGAGAUGAUCAAGAUGAAGCAAAAGUCUCAGCAGGAUAUGAAUUUAAUCUUGAAAUGGGAAACAAUGCUUAUAAGCUUGGAACGUUGUUUAACGUUCAAAAACAAAGAAACGAAAAUGAUGAUCAGAGAUGGAGUUCCCAGUCAAUUCAGAGCUCGUCUCUGGAAAGU
Helobdella robusta is the source of this 991-nucleotide messenger RNA. RefSeq lists its product as hypothetical. The record is from RefSeq and is a predicted model, not a curated record. NCBI's taxonomy places the organism in Eukaryota, Metazoa, Annelida, Clitellata, Rhynchobdellida, Glossiphoniidae. The transcript has 6 exons. The annotation marks the transcript as partial.